Messenger RNA from Penicillium angulare, 1641 nucleotides. Its product is annotated as F-box protein. The transcript has a single exon. Gene Ontology annotation, molecular function: protein binding. Lineage: Eukaryota; Fungi; Ascomycota; Eurotiomycetes; Eurotiales; Aspergillaceae. Bases 1 to 1641 code for a protein of 546 amino acids. The record is from RefSeq and is a predicted model, not a curated record.
AUGUCUAUCACAAAUCUACCUCUAGAGAUAUUGUCUCACCUUUGUGAGUAUCUAGAGCCCCAGGAGUGGGGUGCGCUCAGGAUCACUUGCCACCAAAUACACAGAAAAACACUAGAAGCCUAUUCAACGCGCUACUUCAGAAGUUUAUCACUUCUUCUCACCCAUGAAGGCCUUAGCCGCCUGGAAGAGGUUGCAGAAAGUGAAGCUCUUCGGGGCUCCGUUCAAGAAAUUUGGAUCAUCCCGAACUUAUUCGAAGGCUGGCCACAAAAGGAUAAGACAAGCUUCAAACGUCCGAGCUUGACCCAUUGGAAAAUGAGGGGCUUAUUUCGCCGUGAACCGGAAGAAUCAAACGAUUCUCAGGCUGAGUACGAGGCUCAGCUUGAUGCUCUAUUUGCCGUUUAUGAGGCUACAAUAGCAGAGCACCGUGCUAUUCUUGACUCGGGACUUUUUGAAGCUCUUGAAAAAUGUCUCCCACGCCUCGAAAACGCCAUAAAUAUUGGGUUACAGUGUUACCCUAUAGACACUCUCCUUAGGGAAGCACAUUAUGGUUCUUUUCGCUGCCUGGGGUUACGUGAAUUGAAGAGCCAGCUCAACACCCCUGGUAUGCUUUCGAAUCUCACACCACCACAACAAUUUCAGCACCACAUGUUGUCUAUACCUCUGCGUUUGGCAUUCUCACAUCUGCUUAAUGGUAUAAUAAAAUCCAGCCGGAAGGUUCAAGCCCUCCACACGUGCGGCAAUGAUGCUUAUCCCCUUCCCAUCCGUGACAAUUACGUUUGCGGUAUGACAUUGGGGUCUUUACAACUGCCAGAGUCACAGUAUCAAUUACUACUGCCACUUUUAUGCGAACUGACAACUCUGCAUAUGUGUAUUCGUAUUAAAGAUAACAAACAUGAUAUAUUCCACGAAGACACCCUCAAACGUCUUCUCAAUAUUCUGAUCACAGUUGCACCCAAACUGAAGUUUCUGGUAUUUGCCCAAUGGAUUCCCAUGGAAGAACUGUCCCCUCUCUACUUUCAGGAUCUCUCCCAGCGGAUCCAGUUUUACCAGCUGGGGGAACUUCAUCUUCAUUCGAUCGAGGUGACGGUGGACGCUCUCAAGCACUUUCUUCGGACAGCAGCGCCAACCUUAAAACGAUUGAGUCUAAAGAAAGUCAACUUGGUUGAUGCGAUCACUACAGAUCCAGGGCCUCUCACUGCAGAUAGGGGAACUUGGGGUUCUUCAUUCUCCACUGAAGUCGUCAACGAGAUACGGGAGCUCUGGAAGCAGAAUUUUGAAUUUUGGGCAGAUCAUCUCAAGCUGCAAUUUCUCCAACUGUCUAAUCUUGGCUACCGUGGAAGAGAGAUAAUGUUGCAAGAUAACUUGUAUACUGAACGCGGGCAGCUGGAUGCACAGCCUUCUACCGACCCGGAAGAAUCCUUCAUGAUCACCACAAUGUCCCAAGGGAGACCCGCGGAGGCGGACGACAACCCCAUGGAUAUGGCAUAUGUAUUGGUAGAUUUCUAUUUUGAUGCCGAGAGGGCGAGUAUACCCUUCAAAGGAUGGAUCAUGCAACUUCAGAUAAAGAUGUAUCCGCAAGGCUUUGGAAUUACCCCAAUACCAUGGCUUAGAGGCAUGCGCAGGUUCAAGCAAUAUGGGUGA